UGUGCACGGCUCCUCAUAGUGUUAGUAAAAUGCGGUGCCCGCUUCACAGAACCCUUCAAUCCUGUCGAACGUAAUAUCAUUCAUGCUAGUGAUUGCACAUGGCACAUCGACAGACCAGUCAAUGAAACCACAAGACUCAUCUUCAGUGUUCUUAAUUUGAACCAAUCCUCAGACUGUUCCCAAGAGAACAUUACGGUGUACAAUGAGAAGUCGGAGGUCCUGGGGGUGCUUUGCCCGGAUUCUCCUAGAAUCUCAGUCUUUGAGUCCCAAGGAAGCCUAUCUGUGCAUAUCUUCACCGACUUCUCCCCUUACAACGAAAGACUAGUGUAUCUCUUGUAUUAUUCUUUUGCUCCUGGUAGCGAGCCUGCUCAAUGUGGAGGAAAUCUUGAAGCCUUUUCUGGAACCAUCACCAGCCCCAAUUAUCCUGGAAGACAUCCUGAUUUCACAUUUUGUGUCUGGCACUUUGACGUUCCAAAAAACACCAAAAUACAGCUGACAUUUACUGAAAUCUUUAUAGAAAUGGACCCGUUAUGCAGAUUUGACUUCAUCGCUUUGUAUGACGGACCCUCCACUAACUCUCCAAUACUGGAUAUCUUGUGCGGUCGCACUACUGCUCAGGUGGAGACCUCAUCCAAUUCUUUGACACUUAUGCUGAGCACAGACUAUAUCAACUCUUAUUUUGGGUUAUCUGCUGACUAUAUUGUAUUGCCCCAGUCAAAUACAAGCUCUUUGACAUGUUCAGGGGAUGGAAUGACAGUAAUUAUUAACCCAUCGUUUCUGUCCUUUCUAAACUAUCAUGGUAAAGAUUUAACAUUAACCAAUACAACUUGUGGGCCUGUGUCCACCAAUCCUGUUGUAUUUUAUGUUCCAUAUGUGGGUUGUGGAACCGUUAAAAAGGUGAUGGAUCAUACCAUAUCAUACACCAACACCAUCAGUGGAUUAUUAGCAGGAGAAAGAGUGAUCACUGGACAAAAUAAUUUGCAGAUCAUUGUGACCUGUGAAUUUGACAGUAAUUCUGCAGUAGAAGUCAUGUACAUGAUACAGAAUGACAUUGUUCAAGAACAGAAAGAUUCUAGCCAGUAUGAUAUCAGCCUUGAUUUUUAUCAGUCUGAAGAUUUCUCCUCUCAAGUGGUAGAAACACCCUACUUCAUCGAGCUCAAUAAGAAACUUUAUUUGCAGGCUACACUGAGAAGCCCAGAUCCCCAGCUCACUGUGUUCACAGAAACCUGCUUUGCCUCUCCUAAUUCUAAUUUCGAAGAACCAACUUAUGAUCUCAUCAGACAUGGAUGUUCAAAGGAUGACACAUAUCACAAUUUUCCCUCUGGUAGUGGAUUUGCACGGUUUAGUAUCAGUGCCUUCAGGUUCUUACAUUCUCACCCAUCUGUAUACCUCCAAUGCCGUUUAGUGAUCUGUGAUACAGACGACUCAGAAUCUCGCUGUAAACAGGGCUGUAUGAAUCGCCAGCGCAAAGAUCUCAGUUCACACAAGUGGAAAGCAAAUGCUGUUGUGGGACCUAUCCGACUGAAACAUGAAACUGAACAUUCCGAUUCUCUAAGUGAGAAAAGAGAAGAAACAUCCAAUGUACCACAGAACAACCUAUACUUGCUGGGAAUCAUGGUACUGAUUGUCAAUGCCCUCAUACUGACAUUAGUGGUACUGAGAUAUCAACAGAAGCAACCAGUAGGGUACAGAUAUCAGCAGCUAGCAACAGAAUAGACAAGAGAAUGGGAACAUGGAACUCUGGAUUUUCAAUCGUUUAUGAAGCCCAGAAUAUGCUUUAAAAUAAAAGCAGGAAAUAAGUGCA
Messenger RNA from Bombina bombina (fire-bellied toad), 1804 nucleotides. RefSeq names its product CUB and zona pellucida-like domain-containing protein 1. Gene Ontology annotation, cellular component: cell surface. NCBI's taxonomy places the organism in Eukaryota, Metazoa, Chordata, Amphibia, Anura, Bombinatoridae. The transcript has 9 exons. The annotation marks the transcript as partial. The record is from RefSeq and is a predicted model, not a curated record.